Molecule: messenger RNA, 1425 nt
Organism: Zasmidium cellare ATCC 36951
Lineage: Eukaryota; Fungi; Ascomycota; Dothideomycetes; Mycosphaerellales; Mycosphaerellaceae
Exons: 4
Coding region: 1-1425 (474 amino acids)
Biological process (GO): amino acid transmembrane transport
Cellular component (GO): vacuolar membrane
Molecular function (GO): amino acid transmembrane transporter activity
Source: RefSeq, a predicted model, not a curated record
AUGAACAACGAGAAGAUGGGCAAGGAAACCUACCCACCGCACGACGAGGAGCUGGCUCCCUUCCCUUCGUAUCCUGGCAUUGUUGAGGAUUCCAAGGAGGCGGAGCAUGAUGCUGUGUUUGGGGCUAUUACGGAGGAUGGGCCCAAUUAUCGAAAUGUCGGCUGGCUCGGCACCGUCGCCCUCAUGAUGAAGACGCAAAUCGGCCUGGGUGUCCUCUCCAUCCCAACAGUCUUCCAUACUCUUGGACUGGUACCGGGCAUCAUCUGCUUGAUCAUAAUCGCCAUCAUUACCACGUGGUCGGACUACAUCGUUGGAGUCUUCAAGCUUCGACAUCGGGAUGUGUACGGGAUCGAUGACGCUGGACAACUCAUCUUCGGUCGUGCUGGUCGCGAGAUACUCGGAGGUGCCUUCGUGCUGUACUGGAUUUUCGUUGCUGGUUCUGCGAUGCUGGGGAUUUCGAUCGGAUUGAACAGUGUAUCGACGCAUGGGGCUUGCACUGCUGCUUUCGUUGCUGUUGCGGCAAUAGCAGGAAUUGCGCUUGGAAGCAUCCAGACCCUUGGGCGUAUCACAUGGUUAGCAUGGGUUGGAGUGACCUGCAUCCUGACAUCCAUCUUCAUCCUCACCAUAGCCGUCGGCGUUCAAGAUCGACCCGCUGCAGCACCACAAGAAGGCGUUUGGAAGUCAGACUGGAAAGCAUUCAACAGCCCGACCCUCCCAGAAGCAUUCGCAGCUCUCUCCUCGCUGGUGUUCGCAUACGCCGGAACGCCAGCUUUCUUCUCGAUCGUAUCUGAAAUGCAUGAUCCACGGUUGUACACUCGGUCGCUGGCGUGCUGUCAGACCGUCGUGACGGUGGUAUAUAUCACCAUCGGCACGGUCGUGUACAUCUACUGCGGAUCUUACGUCGCCUCCCCAGCUCUCGGCUCGGCUGGCGUUUUGAUGAAAAAGAUUUGCUAUGGCCUUGCUUUGCCCGGACUGCUUGUCACUGAGACGCUCGUGAUUCACGUCCCGGCCAAAUACAUCUUCAUCCGAGUUCUCCGCGGUUCCAAACACCUCACAGCCAACUCCAUGAUCCACUGGGCCUCUUGGCUCGGCUGCACCGUCGCCAUCGGUCUCGUCGCCUACGUGAUCGCAAGCGCAAUCCCAGUGUUCGGCGGCCUGGUCUCACUCGUCGGCGCACUCCUCGGUACCCUAAUGUCCUUCCAGCCCAUGGGCUUCAUGUGGCUGUACGACAACUGGAAGAACGAGAGGACGACCAGGUGGUACUUGAUGGUGACUUGGGCGGUGUUUGUGAUCGUCUCCGGUACAUUCUUGAUGAUCGGCGGGACUUAUGGCUCGAUUGUCGGGAUCAUCGACUCGUAUACGGCGGACGGAGGGUCAUCGGCGUGGUCGUGCGCGGAUAACUCCAAUUCUGUCGCUGCGGGUUGA